AUGCUUUGGGUCGAGGUUUAUGAUUGCUCAAGUGAAGCAAGAAAGCCCCGCCAGCUUCAACGCGAAAAAGAGAAGCCAUUUUGCCCACUAUCCGACCUUAACGGCGCCGACAGUAUCAUUCGUGUUGGAAGCAACGGUAACGUUUCGACAGUGUGGUCGGGGGUGUUGAACGCAUACAGCGCCGCACUCGCCGUGCUUUGCAAAGUAUGGUACCGGCAAAGCGACGACAAGCGAGCCCGGGUAAUAGACUCUUUUCGAGACUACUAG
This is a messenger RNA of Pyricularia oryzae 70-15, 267 nucleotides long. RefSeq lists its product as uncharacterized. The record is from RefSeq and is a predicted model, not a curated record. The transcript is spliced from 2 exons. NCBI's taxonomy places the organism in Eukaryota, Fungi, Ascomycota, Sordariomycetes, Magnaporthales, Pyriculariaceae. The coding region runs from base 1 to 267 and encodes 88 amino acids.